UUCAAAUGUGAACGCCUUUAACGGCUACUUUCACCCCAAGUCUGCCCUCCUGUUUCUGGAAUGCAGACCUCCAGACGGCAAUGUUCCUGGAGGAUAUUCGUUCGAGCUCAGGCCAACAAUUUCAACUUCACCUUCAGAUUCAGGGCUACCAGUUUCGGACCCAAUUGGACCCUCCACCUCUUCUCCUUCGUCCUCAACUUCCGCAAAUUCUUCGUCUUCCGGCUCAAUUCACAUCGCCCUCCCCCGAUUGCUCCCCGACCGAGCCUAGGGCUCAUCCGACACAGAGUCCUCGACGUGAUCCAGAAAUUUCGAUCCCGAAUCACCGCGAGGAACCGAGCUGCUUCUCGCAAUAGAGGAUGGAUGGAUGAACAGCAAAAGGAUCUGAUACUUGCAGGGUUUUGUUUGUUGUUGGCAUUCUCAGUUCAACAUAAACACAUGUGGAAGAAAUACGGGAAGGGAGUGUUGAUCAUAAUGCUCGUUUCCGUGGGCUUUAUGGGUGUUUUGUUGAUGAAGAAGGGUAAGAAAGCAAAACCGGUGAAAGUAAGCGGCCUUUGCAAUGGCGCAGCAAUACUAGCAGCUUGUUCGCUAUUAUUCAUGCUGGGGAUUUAUUGGGAUGGAAUAGGAAUAAUACAUGUGGCAAAUCAAGUUUGGGAAUGGAUCUCUUGAUUUGUGAGUUUAUGCUGUCUCAUCGCGUCAUCAGUUUUGAUGAUAUUACUAUUCAAUAUUCAUUCAAUAAAAAAAAAAGUCAUUCCUUUAUGUUUUUUGUGUGUGGAAGAAAUAAAUGGGGAUUUUAGAAUCUAGAAUCUAGAUACAGUCUCUCUAGUAGUCAGUGCAGUGAGCAGCGAGCAGUGAGAAGGAAAUGGGAGGGCUAGUUAAUCCAAUGCCUCCAGUUAGUCAAGGAGGAGUUUAUCAUGGGUACUUUUAAAUUGGAUCUUGCAUACUUUUCUUAAAAAAGAAAAAAGAAGUGAUGUUCACUUAAGUUAUAUGUAACUCUUGCCAUUUUUAUGUUAGCAGAAGAAAAAAGGGCUUUGUUUUUUUUGGGGGGGGGGGUCAUAAGCAUGGGGAGAAAGAUGAAGUGUUAUGAGAAGGAAAGGAAGAGGACUCUUGCUUAUUUGUUGAUUAAGAUCGGAAGUCAUUCAUGGCCUGAUCUUUAGGAAAUGUUAAUAUGUUGUUCCUUUGCUAUAGUAUUAAUAUUAAUGUGCUGAGCAAACAUUCCUAAUCCCUCUAUUACUACUUAGAAGAAAAC
Messenger RNA from Neltuma alba, 1246 nucleotides. RefSeq lists its product as uncharacterized. The transcript is spliced from 2 exons. Bases 61 to 666 code for a protein of 201 amino acids. NCBI's taxonomy places the organism in Eukaryota, Viridiplantae, Streptophyta, Magnoliopsida, Fabales, Fabaceae. The record is from RefSeq and is a predicted model, not a curated record.